GGAAGGGGGAAAGAGACCAAAGACAGCGGAUAGAGUCUGUGUUAAUGGAAAAGGUAGGCAGAGAUUCAUGGAAAAAGAGGAGGAAGCUCUCUGUGUCUCAGGAGUCCUCCUGUUCCUCUUCUGCUUCUCCUUCCUUCUGUGAGGCUGCAGGACAUCAUCCAUCACCAUGUUCUCUGACAGCAGGGCUCCAGCGGCUGGGGAGCAGAAAGGCUUCAAGCCUCACGCCCCUCACUUCAUCCCCUGGCUGCGCAAUAGCCUGAAGCCCCACCACAGCAGUGACCUGGGGCUCAACGGACCGUACAAAUCCAGCUCCGAGGCCCGCAACAACCUGGCCCCGCUGGAGAGAGCCAAGGGGAUCGGGUUCUUCUCCAUUCAGGGAAAGGACCGGGCGAAGAAGGGGGAGCUUCGGUGUAAUGGCGUGGGGAUGGCGAGAAUGCUGCCAGUGGUGCUGAGGGGGCACCACAUCCUGCCGGGCACUCUGGGGAAGCAGAGGGAGGACAGUCCUGCCAGGUGGAACCAGUCUCCCGAGCUGCACCCAGACUCCAACACGCAGACCAGUCCGGAGGACGGGACGCAGGGUCUGAGCAGCAGCUCCACAUCUGCCCAGGACAAUCACACCUUAGUUAGGAACCACAGCAGCCACCUGAGCCUCGUUCAGUCACAGACAAGCACCACAGUCAGGAAAUAUGGGCCACUAGUGGGACCCCCUCCUGCUCCUGUUCCCGAGGAGCUAAACUGUAAGGUGCCUGUUGUGGUGGACAUGGAGGACAGGAGGGGGAAGGUAUGGGACUACGCCAGCAGCUACCGCCAAAGAGACUUCCAUUCAUCCAGCUGGCAGAGCUCAGACACUCGGGGACUAACAGAGAGGCAGCAUGGCUUCACCUCCAGCUUCAGCUACAUCAAACAACAGAGCAGGAACUCCCAGAGCCAGAGAGACCUGACAGCACUGAGGGAACCACCUGUGGAGGGUUUCAACGGGCCCCUCAAUGGAGUCAUCUUCUCCACCGAGGUUCCCCAGGCUGGCCUGGGCUGCACCACAACUCUACGAGGCCCCAGGAAACCUAGACCCAGCUUGGAAAGAGUCGGGAUCCUGGGCCAGAACCAGACAUGGGUCAAAUACAGGCCGACCAAUGAAGGGGAGCCACAGAGGAAGGAAGAAGGCUGCAGCAGGAAGGUGGUUCGAAACCAGAUUAAACGAGUGGUGGACAACCUGGAGCAAGUUCUUAGAGCGCUGAGGGACGUUCACCAGGAAAUGAAAGAGGUGGUGCAGCAGAUUGACUAUCUAACCUCAUCCAUUGAUCUGAAUGAGGAGGAGGAGCACAGGACUGCAGGAGGCGAUAGUGCCAAGCCUCUCAAUGACAGCAGCUCCAGUUCAGGUUCCAGCUCCAGCGAGGUGACGAUAGGCAGCAUCCAUCAGAGGCCCUCAGAGCCUGAAGAGCAGCCAAGAACCACAGAGUCAUCUGGCACCCUCAGGAGAGACCAUCAUAGCAGGAGCCAGUCCCCAUCAAAUGCGCUGCUGUGCCCAGUAACCUCUGGGCUUUCAUCAGAGAGGAGUCGAAAUCUUCGGUUCACUUCCAGUCUGGGGUCUUAUCCCCGACAAGGUGGGCCACUGCAGCACAACAAUAACGUUCCUUCAUCCAAUCCCCCUCAACUUCAAAACCCCAACUCCCAUGACCUCACUUUGUCUCCACAAAGAAGCCUCCCUGUUCGGCCUCCAACUCCCGGUCUCUCCCCUCUAACAGUGAACUUCCAUCACCCCAACAGCCCUGGUUCUCGGCCUCACUCCCCUGGGCCUUCCUCCUUCCUCAGGAUCAGCCCUGUCUCCCCUCCCUCCCCUUUGUCUCCAAAGCCUCAGCCACCCCCCACCCUUAGCCCUUCUGUCAUCGUAGAGAACAAAAUCGGGUCUUAUCAGACCGCACAAAGUGACCACCCAUCUGCUGGUCAGCUCUCUUCAUCAUCGACUCAGCCUCCGUCUGCCAGCUGCCCACCCACCGACUCAGAAACUCAAACAGCGUCUAACAAUGACAGAGAGCUACGAGCAUCCUCAGCAGGGCCCACACACAGACCUUCACAGGUGUGCACCGCCACUGCAGCCACAGCUAAACCACCAACAGCACAAGGCCGCAGGGGUCGCAAGCCUCCUCCAUACCCCCACCACAGACCCUCUGAGCACACAAAGAAAGUGAAGGAGCCCCGCAAAGCGCCUCCGUACCCUGAGAAAAGAAGGCUCCUCUCGACCACAGUGUGAGACAGUGCAGCAGGUGGGGGAGGCUGAUCGAACAGAGCCAUAUUCACAGCACCAGCCACGAGUCCGCAAGAGUGGAGAGUGAUUUAACGCUCGCCAAAUUGAGCUGAGACCAAGUUUCCAAGGUGACAAGACGCAGACACAACUUGGGCAUCCGGACGUGGUUAUUUCCUGUUCUGACCCCAGAGGGACCCUUGACGGCGACACAGACAGAGCAUUUCCUCGACUCCGGAGGAUCACCUCUAGACAGACGAGAGAAUCCAAACCCGGAUCAAACAAGGUACGAACCUCAGCGAGUAAUCCAACCUCAGAAUCAAAUCAGCAAAAAUCCUCAAAUCUGAAAUCAAUCCCCAGAACUCAUCUUCUGGAACUCCUAUGUGGAGUUGGAUCAAUGUAAGGAAGAUUAAGGCGAUCCUGCUCUUGCUACAGAGGGUUGCCGAGAGAGGAGGGGAACCUGUAAUCAUGACGAUGUACUUCUGAAACCGGCACAACAUCCUUGCUGAUCCACACGUGUAGCACCGAAGGAUGAAAGCAAAAGGUUCAAGAAGGGCUCAGGAAUAUGCGAUGGUGUAUCUCUGCUGUAUAUACAAUCAUCCAAAUAUCUAUACAUGCCUUAUAUUUUGGCAUUUCUGGGUUCAACCUCGAACAAAGUAAUUGCGGACUGAAAUAUCCUGAAAUUAGAAGCAAGUGUGUUAGAAAUAAGAA
Molecule: messenger RNA, 2950 nt
Organism: Chelmon rostratus (copperband butterflyfish)
Lineage: Eukaryota; Metazoa; Chordata; Actinopteri; Chaetodontiformes; Chaetodontidae
Product: actin cytoskeleton-regulatory complex protein PAN1
Exons: 3
Coding region: 167-2248 (693 amino acids)
Source: RefSeq, a predicted model, not a curated record